AUGGGAGGACGGUCCACGCUGGCUUUAGUUGUCUUUUGCGUGCUUCAGCUUCCCUACCAGGUUUGGACCUCCGGCGUCUUCGAGCUGAAGCUGCAGGAGUUUGUCAAUAAGAAGGGGCUUCUGGGCAACCGCAACUGCUGCCGAGAGGGCCUGGGCUCCGCCAGUGCUGGCGCCGGCGCUCCGGCUGGCUUGCAACAGUGCGACUGCAAAACUUUCUUCCGCGUGUGCCUUAAGCACUACCAAGCUAGCGUGUCCCCAGAGCCGCCUUGUACCUACGGCAGUACCGUCACUCCGGUUCUUGGAGCUAACUCGUUCAGCGUCCCCGACGGCGCCGACGCCAGCGAACCGUCUUUCAACAACCCCAUCCGGUUCCCCUUCGGCUUCACCUGGCCGGGCACUUUCUCUCUCAUCAUUGAAGCUCUGCACACUGACUCUCCUGAUGACCUCAGCACAGAGAAUCCAGAACGUCUCAUUAGCCGCCUGGCUACACAGAGACAUUUGACUGUUGGGGAAGAAUGGUCCAGUGACCUGCAUACCAGUGGUCGCACUGACCUCAAAUAUUCCUACCGAUUUGUGUGUGAUGAGCAUUACUAUGGAGAAGGCUGUUCUGUCUUUUGUCGCCCUCGGGAUGAUGCCUUUGGCCACUUCACUUGUGGAGAACGUGGGGAGAAGGUCUGCAACCCAGGCUGGAAGGGACUAUACUGCACUGACCCAAUUUGCUUGCCAGGCUGUGAUGACCAGCAUGGAUUCUGUGACAAGCCUGGAGAAUGCAAAUGCCGUGUUGGUUGGCAAGGACGUUACUGUGAUGAAUGCAUCCGAUACCCAGGUUGUCUUCAUGGUACCUGCCAACAACCUUGGCAGUGCAAUUGUCAGGAAGGAUGGGGUGGUCUUUUUUGUAACCAGGAUCUAAAUUACUGUACACACCAUAAGCCUUGCAAAAAUGGCGCCACUUGUACCAAUACGGGCCAAGGAAGCUACACCUGCUCUUGCCGUCCUGGUUACACUGGUUCCAACUGUGAGAUUGAAAUCAAUGAAUGUGAUGUCAAUCCUUGCAAGAAUGGAGGAAGCUGUACUGACCUUGAGAACAGCUAUUCCUGUACCUGUCCACCUGGCUUUUAUGGUAAAAACUGUGAGCUGGGUGCAAUGACCUGUGCCGAUGGGCCUUGCUUCAAUGGAGGACGAUGUACAGACAACCCCGAAGGUGGAUAUAGUUGCCGUUGCCCCGUGGGUUACUCUGGAUUUAACUGCGAAAAGAAAAUUGACUAUUGCAGCUCCAGUCCUUGUGCUAAUGGAGCUCAGUGUGUGGAUCUUACGAAUUCCUACAUAUGCCAAUGUCAAGCUGGCUUCACGGGAAGACACUGUAAUGAUAACAUGGAUGACUGCGCCUCCUUUCCUUGCUUAAACGGAGGGACCUGUCAAGAUGGAGUCAAUGACUAUUCCUGCACCUGCCCUCCUGGAUACAAUGGAAAGAACUGCAGCACUCCUGUCAGCAAAUGCGAGCAUGGUCCCUGCCACAAUGGGGCUACUUGCCACGAAAGAAACAAUCGUUAUGUGUGUGAAUGUGCACGUGGUUAUGGGGGCCCAAACUGCCAGUUCUUGCUUCCUGAACCCCCUCAAGGGGCAGUCAUUGUUGACAUCACCGAGAAGUACACCGAAGGUCAGAGCUCCCAAUUCCCGUGGAUUGCAGUGUGUGCUGGAAUUAUCCUGGUCCUUAUGCUCUUGCUGGGCUGUGCUGCCGUUGUGGUCUGUUUUCGUCUCAAAACACAAAAGCGGCAGCCUCAGCAAGAUGCCUGCAGGAGUAGUGAAGUUGAGACCAUGAACAACCUGGCCAACUGUCAGCGAGAGAAGGACAUCUCCAUAAGUGUCAUUGGUGCCACCCAGAUUAAGAAUACUAAUAAGAAAAUAGACUUCCACAGCGAAAAUGCUGACAAAAAUGGCUACAAAGCCAGAUAUCCGUCAGUGGAUUACAAUUUGGUCCAUGACCUCAAACAGGAGGACACUGUUAAAGAGGAUCAUGGCAGAUGCGAAGCUAAGGGUGAAACAUACGAUUUGGAAGCAGAAGAGAAAAACAUAGUACAGCCCAAAAGUGAAAUAUCUGAAAGGAAACGGCCAGAAUCGGUAUAUUCCACUUCAAAAGACACAAAGUACCAGUCAGUGUAUGUCAUAUCAGAAGAGAAAGAUGAAUGCAUCAUAGCAACGGAGGUGUAAAAAGAAAGAUGACAUGGCAAAAUUGUUGUUUUGAAACAAUUUUCAAAGGUUAUAUGCCCCAGUGAAUGCUGCUGAAUAAGGAAAGGGAGAAAGAUUCCUUCACUGACUGCUGCUGAGAAAACUAAAUUCAGACUGAGCUGGUUCUCUACUGAAGUUAGCAAAAGGGACUGCAAAUAAUACAUGAUGGACGCUAGGUCAGGCUCUGUGUUCAAAGAUACCUGUUGCACUGCCUUUUAUGAAGAUUUAUCAUUGCACUAUGGCCAGUUGAUUUUUUCCCCCCUAUAUGUAUUUAAAUGAACGGACUGAAUUCCUACACAAAAAAUGUGCACUGCCUGGAGUGUGUAUUUUGGAUUCUAUGAGCCAGUUGAUUCUUGAGAUACAGACACUGCCUUUACUGCCCUUUUUUAUACUAAAAUGUGUUUUUAUUAGGUGGGGAAAGAAAGUGUGUUAUUUUUUUUAAAACUGUAAAAAUUAU
Messenger RNA from Protobothrops mucrosquamatus (brown spotted pit viper), 2683 nucleotides. It is a transcript of the gene DLL1, whose product is annotated as delta like canonical Notch ligand 1. Gene Ontology annotation, cellular component: membrane. The transcript has 11 exons. Gene Ontology annotation, molecular function: calcium ion binding. Gene Ontology annotation, biological process: cell communication; Notch signaling pathway; multicellular organism development. The coding region runs from base 1 to 2208 and encodes 735 amino acids. The record is from RefSeq and is a predicted model, not a curated record. NCBI's taxonomy places the organism in Eukaryota, Metazoa, Chordata, Lepidosauria, Squamata, Viperidae.